UGCGACAGUGCUGGGAAAGGCAGGGAGCGCGGCGUGGUUUCCGGCAGUUGGGGGAAGGGGUUUCCUGGGGAGCGCGGAUCCCCCUCUGGGCUGCAGGGAUCGGGGAGUCUGGGCGCGUUGCGCCCCUGGCGGGAGCUGGGUCUCCCGCUCACACCCCUGCGGGGCUGCACCAGGGGAGGGGACCCCUUGCCCUGAAGACGGGGGGGGGGCACCUGGGACCCCCACCUUGCUGAAGGGAGAUUGCACCUCCCCCUUCUCAGGCGGAGAGUCAGUGCCCUGGGCGGGGGUGGGGUUAUAGCACCCCCCCCCACAAAGACGGGGGCCAGGACUGGUGAUUAUAACCCCCCCCCCGUAGCUUUUCUAUACCCAGGGGCAGGGCUGGGCACGAGGGCCCAGAGGGGCAUUGGGGGUGGGGGAGUCUCCCACCCCCGCUGUUAAAGACAUUUCCUGGGGGAUUCCAGGCUGACCUGGGCGAGUGGGGGUGCAGGGUUAGGGUCACUGUAGGAGAGGGAGUGGCGUCAGGGUUUAAGGGUGGGGAUUACAGUUGGGGGCAGUGUAAAUAGAGCGGGUGGAGCAGGAGGGGCUGUAUAGGGAGAGAUGACUGGGGUCAGGGUGUCGGGUCUAUCGGUGAGGGAGAGAGUGUGGGAGGUGGUUGUGGUCAGGACUUAGGAUCAGUGUAGGAAGGGCAGUGGGCCGGGUGGCAGUGUCUCUGCAAUCAGCACCAUGGAGCUCAGCAGCCUGCUGAAAUCCCUGCAGUUGGAGAGCCCACCAGAAAGGGGAGACCCCGAAUGCCCAGCUGCCACUGCCCCCCCAGCAGAGCAAGUUCUCUCCCAAAUCUUGUUGCUUUUCUCAGCGGAGGGAGUCAGUGGCAGUGCCAAGGCAGGGAUGGUCAGAGACCUGCGUGUGCUCUUUGAGGCUGCAGACUGCCAGUGGCUGUUUGGGGGUUGCCACCCCAAUGUCACCCCCAAGUUGCUGGGGGACUUGGUGUCUGUGCUGUGCCACUAUGCAGCAUUGCCAAAGCAGGAUUCAGACACCGGGGGCCCACCCAGUAAUGAUGACUUUUACACCACAGUGGCCGAUAGAACAGCAGACGUUGGCUUGGUGUUUCUUAGCCUCCUUGCUAAAGUGGAAGCUACCAAGGGAUCCAGGUCCCUGGGUAACGUGGUGGUGAGGCAGGUCCUGCCACAUUGCCUAGGACUGAUCUACAUCUUUGCUGCAACACACCAUGCAGAGAAGCCGUGGACCAGCUCGAGGUCUCAGUCAAUAGCACAGGAACUGCUGACCUUGCUGGUUCAGGUUGCAGGCUGUAGGUCAGUGGCUGAAUUCCUCCAGGGAGGAAGCAAAGAUGAAGAAGGGAGGUUUGCUGCUGUGAUGGGACUCCUGAAGCCAGAGCUGACUAAAGAAACUUGGAAGUGCAACCCUGCCACAAAGCAUGUGUUCUCCUGGACGCUGCGUCAAGUCACCCGGCCAUGGCUUAGCCCUCACCUGGAGAGUGUCCUCCCACCAUCACUGCUCCUCUCAGAUGACUACCAGGAAGAGAAUAAAAUCCUGGGUGUGUGCUGCCUGCAUCAUAUCAUUCUCAAUGUGCCAGCUGCUGACUUGAACCAGUUUAACAGGGCACAGGUUGUCUACCAUGCACUGUACCAUCACCUCUACGUACGGGAGGCACAGCUCAUUCAGGUGGUGCUGCUCUGCUUGCUGGACCUGCUGCUGGUUCUGGAGAAAUCCCCACAGCGGCUGUCCCAGGAACCCAGAGCAGCAACUCCCUGUCAUGAGGUCCUGCAGCUAGUUCUGACUCACAUGGAAGCAGAACACCGGCUCCCACUCCGGAGAGUGUAUGCCAGGAACCUCCCUGCCUUUGUGAAGAGACUUGGCAUCCUGGUAGUACAGCACCUGAAGAGGCUGGAGCGGGUGAUUGUGGGAUACUUGGAAGUCUGUGAUGGUCCAGAUGAAGCAGCCAGAUUGGGAAUAUUAGAGACACUGAAGUGUACCAUACAGCAUGCCUGGCCAAGAAUGACAUGCAGGCUCGCUGUGCUCCUUAAGGCCCUGCUGAAGAUGAUUUGGGGUGUAUCUACUGAUGGAGGCCUGACACCACAGCCAGUGAAAACAGCCCUGCUGCAUGGGGCCACAGAGUGCCUGAUCCUGCUGGAUCACUGCUCUCAGGGGCAAGUGAAGAUCCUGCUUGAACGAAUCUACCACAGCUGUGACGACUGUAGCCUUCGGUCCUGCAUCCGACAGGUGCAAGAGAACACCUGAGACACAGCUACUAGUAGCCUGAACCUGCUUUUGUUUUUUUAUUACAUUAAAAUAUUUAAAUUUGUGAUUCUGCACCUGUCAAAAUGCCCCCUGCUAAAGUCACACUGUCAGGUACUCCUCCAGCUAUACAGUCCCACUGUCCACCACACAGCUCAAGUUUAUACCCUCCUUCGAAGGAGUCAGGUUGCUUUCUGUUUGGAUGUAGGUUCUGUUUCCUGUUCAUACUCUAUUUCAAUGUAGGCUCGUUUUAUCCUCCCUGGUCCUUUCACAGGAGUUUUGCCCUUGGAUUUGGAGUGACAGGUUCUCUCUGCCA
Mauremys reevesii (Reeves's turtle) is the source of this 2569-nucleotide messenger RNA. RefSeq names its product TELO2 interacting protein 2 (gene TTI2). The transcript has 7 exons. The coding region runs from base 724 to 2256 and encodes 510 amino acids. The record is from RefSeq and is a predicted model, not a curated record. Gene Ontology annotation, cellular component: cytosol; nucleoplasm; centrosome. NCBI's taxonomy places the organism in Eukaryota, Metazoa, Chordata, Testudines, Geoemydidae.